Messenger RNA from Mesocestoides corti, 1337 nucleotides. The record is from the annotation of a GenBank genome assembly. NCBI's taxonomy places the organism in Eukaryota, Metazoa, Platyhelminthes, Cestoda, Cyclophyllidea, Mesocestoididae.
ACCUCGAUCCAGACAUGACGCCCGAGGGGACCCUCAACGAACCAUCGUCUCCGGUACCUCCGCCUGUCUACCCAGUGAGCAAACGGCAGCGCAUCCUUUGCAUCGCCUCCUUCCUGUUCCUCGUGGCCACGGGCUACUUUGGAUCGGUGUUCAUGAUGGCGCCGUUCCUGCCGCUGGCCUUUCUUGCACCCUCGUACUUCCUCUUCUUCAUGGACUGCGGCGUCCACCUCUGGUCCAUGCUGGCGGAGGUGAUUAUCCCCUCCCCCUGUUUCCUUCGCUAUACUGUGCUCAUCAACGGCGUUUUACGGAUUCGCGUGCGUGUAUUCGGUGACAAGUUUGCUGACGCAUCCACAGACGCCGCAACGGACAACACCAGCAGCAGCAGCAGUUCGAUCGCCCUCCUCAACCACCGCACCCGACUGGACUGGCUCUUUGUGUUCUGCUUCGGAAGGUACGCGCGGCACUUGAAGAUUGUCCUCAAGCAGGAGUUGGCCGGCCUUCCAGGCGUGGGUUGGGCCAUGCAGCUGGACAGUUUCAUAUUUCUGCGUCGAAAAAUCGCCGUCGAUCAGGCGAGGAUCGACCAGGCACUGGAGUACCUGCUGAGUCUUGAGGGCAGGGCUCAUGUUCUCAUUUUCCCAGAAGGCACUAACCUCGAACCAAGCACCAUCGAGAAAAGCGACAGAUACGCCGAGAAGAUGGGCCUGCCAAAACAUCGCUACACCCUGCACCCUCGCAUCACAGGAUUCGAGCACUUCGUGAGGGCCAUGGGCAAAGACCUCGCCUACGUGUACGACAUCACCGUGGCAUAUCCCUACACCCUGACUGAAUCCGAGCUCAAAAUGGCUACCGGUGACUGUCCCCAGGAGGUGCACUACCACGUUCGCCAAUGGGCUGUCUCUGAGCUUCCGCCAAUCAGCGACGAGAAACCCACCAACCCGGGGACACCCGCCAUCUCGGCUUUGGGUCGGUGGCUUCAGCAACGAUGGACUGAGAAGGAAGAGCUUCUUCGAAACUACUACGCCCUGCCGCCGGAAGAGCGCAGGUUCCCCGGGCCAGAAAUCGAUCGCGAGGGAGCCGUGAUCGGUGGCAGCGUGGACGCGGGUUGGUCGCUCCAAGCCUACGUCGUGUUCGCCUACUGGAUCCUCUUCCUCUACUUCUCCAUCGCCAUCAUCUACCACAGCUGGCUUAUCCGUCUCUACGUGCUGGCGGUGAAUGUGUUUUUUGUCUACCAAGGCUACAAGACAGGACUGGGCGAGUGGGUGGCCGAGUCUGCUGGCAUCCUGAUGCAGGGUUCCAGCGAGCCCCAGGUGAAUGGCACACCGAAGAAGGACGAGUAA